Molecule: messenger RNA, 504 nt
Organism: Adineta steineri
Lineage: Eukaryota; Metazoa; Rotifera; Eurotatoria; Adinetida; Adinetidae
Source: the annotation of a GenBank genome assembly
AUGAAUUCUAUAGGUCAAACUAUACAACUACCUAAUUAUUCUUGUAGUGAAAAUAAUGUUUCGAUUCAGUUUAUAUUAUCUUCAUCAUCUCAUUCAGCUUCGAAUCCAACAUCAAAUUGUUCUUUACAACAAUGUAAUACAAGCUUGAAUGGUAACAAUAAUUGUCUUUCAUCAUCAACACCUUGUUUUGAUUAUCGAACAAUAAAUAAUAUUAGUUAUUGUGCACCUGCUAUUUUAUGUUUAAUAUUAGAAAGAUGUGAUAAUAUUACACAAACAUGUUCAUCAAAUAAUUCUAUAUGUGUUAUUAAUUCAUGUUGUUCAUUACAACCAGUAUGUUUACCAUUCUUAGCAACGCAAAUAUGUGAAAGAGAUACUUGGACAACUACUGGUAGCAUGACUAAUGCACGAGAGUAUCACAAAGCAUCUGUAUUAUCAAAUGGAAAAGUAUUAGUUACUGGUGGUUGGAAUGGUAGUGAUGCUAUAAAUAAUGCAGAAUUAUAUUAA